Eublepharis macularius is the source of this 2388-nucleotide messenger RNA. RefSeq names its product syntaxin 12 (gene STX12). The transcript has 9 exons. The record is from RefSeq and is a predicted model, not a curated record. Gene Ontology annotation, molecular function: SNAP receptor activity; SNARE binding. Gene Ontology annotation, cellular component: postsynaptic recycling endosome; synaptic vesicle membrane; SNARE complex. Gene Ontology annotation, biological process: vesicle-mediated transport; intracellular protein transport; vesicle fusion. The coding region runs from base 95 to 913 and encodes 272 amino acids. Lineage: Eukaryota; Metazoa; Chordata; Lepidosauria; Squamata; Eublepharidae.
CUAAAUAAGGCGGAGGCAUUGUCAUCAUCAUCCCGGCCCGGCUGUCCUGGUUGUUUUUCCCCUCUCGUCGCUUCUUGGGACCCGAUUUUUAACGAUGUCGUACGGCCCGUUAGAAACUUACCGGCCCGGGGAGGUCCCGGUGCCGCCCCGGGACUUCAGCAGCAUAAUCCAGACCUGCAGCGCCAAUGUACAGCGCCUGACACAAUGCACUUCUCAAAUAAAGAAUUUGAUGAACCAACUGGGAACCAAGCAGGACUCCAGCAAGCUGCAGGAAAACUUGCAACAGUUGCAGCACACCGCAAACCAGCUUGCCAAGGAGACCAAUGAAUACCUGAAGGAAUUGGGCUCCCUGCCACUCCCCUUAUCUGCACUAGAACAGCGCCAGCAGAAACUUCAUAAGGAGCGUUUAAUGAGCGACUUUUCUGCAGCCUUAAAUAAUUUUCAAGCAGUGCAGAGAAGAGUGUCCGAGAAGGAGAAAGAAACUGUUGCCCGGGCAAGAGCUGGUUCGCGUCUCUCUGCAGAGGAAAGGAACAAGGAGGAGCAGUUGGUCUCAUUUGACAGCAAUGAAGAAUGGAAUCAGAUGCAGUCUCAAGAAGAGGAUGCGAUAACAGAGCAAGACCUUGAACUAAUUAAGGAAAGAGAAACGGCUAUCAGGCAACUAGAGGCAGAUAUCCUAGAUGUGAAUCAGAUUUUUAAAGAUCUGGCUAUGAUGAUCCACGAUCAAGGAGACAUGAUUGAUAGCAUAGAAUCAAGUAUAGAAAAUGCAGAGGUACAUGUGGAGAGCGCGAAUGAACAGCUACAGAGAGCUUCAUAUUAUCAGAAAAAAUCUCGCAAGAAGAUAUGCAUCCUGAUUCUUGGCCUCACUGUGGCUUUGGGAAUCCUGGCUUUAGUCAUCUGGCUGGCACAGAAAUGAAGUCCUUGAGUGGAACUCGAUUAACUGCAGAGUUGUUGGGUAUUUUUCCCCCAACACGCGGGAAAAUGAGCAGACAUGCCUGUGAAACAAAGUGAUCUAGAUGAGAAGGCGCACCAGUUUUCCUCUUGUUAUUCCAUAUAGAAACUAACAUGAAGAUAAAUAGUUCUUGGACUUGGUGAACUCUAAUGACAGUAUUUAUCAGUUUGUGUAAAAUUAAUUUAUGUAAUUAAACUGAUAUUGUGCAUUUUUUGUUUUCUGUACUAUAUAUACUACUGCAGUCUCGAAUGUAAAGUGUUGAAGAGUCUAUGACCUUGUUUAAAUGAUAUGUGCAGAUUUAACUUUUUAAAAUCUGUACUUCUUUUAUAGGUGAUUUCCAUAUGGACAGCUUCCAACAAGGACAAAUUUUCACUUAUCCAGCAAUUUUAAGUGUUUCACUUAUUAGAUGUAAUGGGGAGAGCCACUAAAGGUGUGUGGGCACUGACAGGUUUCUUUUAAAAAGCAGCUUCUCCAUCCCAUCGCUGACUGCUUUUGAAACUUCACAUUUUAAAAGCAGCAUAUUACGCAGCAUUGUGAACUUGUACUUAAGGGGAGGGAGAGACAAACCUCACAUGACACAUAAAUUAAGCAUAUCAUUGUUGUGUAAGUGUUGGAUUUUAAAUUGUCAAGGGAAAAGGCCUCCCUCCAUCUUUUAAAUGGCACAGUGAAGAACAUUGAGGCCACCAGGGUUUGAAGCCAGGAAUAUAUUUGUUACCUGACUAUAGCUGAGCCUAGAGAUAACUUAUACCUUUUAUCGGGUUAACUGAUUUUCUCCCUGUGCCAUGUUUGUGGUGACAUCGAAUCGUUUGCACAGUGUGUUCAAACGUCCUGUUUCCUAGUGAAGCUGUAGUUGUUAGCACUCUAGUCUGUUCCCAAUGUAUACCUUACACACAUACACGCACCCACACUCUAUAAAUAAUUUGCCGUCACUUCCUUGAAAUGGUUUGGAACAAAUACUACAGCAGGUAGAAAUAAAGCCCUGUGCCUACAAUGGCUUAAAAAACAGGUAACAUAGAAAGGGGGUUGUGCAUUUUGUGAUUCACUCUUACCAAAUAUCUGUCUUCAGAAAGAAAGUUUCUGACUGACGUACAUCAUAGCAUAUUUGGCUGACAACACUGAUUGCCUGUCUGGGUUGUGAAAGUUUGUCUGAACUGAUGUUUUGGAGGAAUUGUUAAAUAGAGCACUUUCAGUCUAGUCCUACUUUUAAAAGUAACUGACAAAAAAGAGAAGUACAAAUUGCUGAGGUCCUAUAUUCUACAAGCUGCUGGCUUCCUUGUAUUGGCCCACACAUUCAUUUUUGUUCAUGUUUCCCCUUAUGUAAAUUACUAAACUGUGAAAGUUUGUUGGGAGAAGAAUGUCGCCUUCAGUUGCACAUCUUUCUUUGCACUAUGACUCCCAUCAUUCCACCCCUUAACUAUCAAUAAACAUUUUUAAAGGUA